This is a messenger RNA of Rhea pennata, 1755 nucleotides long. It is a transcript of the gene TBCC, whose product is annotated as tubulin folding cofactor C. Gene Ontology annotation, molecular function: tubulin binding. The transcript is spliced from 2 exons. Bases 231 to 1289 code for a protein of 352 amino acids. Lineage: Eukaryota; Metazoa; Chordata; Aves; Rheiformes; Rheidae. The record is from RefSeq and is a predicted model, not a curated record. Gene Ontology annotation, biological process: tubulin complex assembly; post-chaperonin tubulin folding pathway. Gene Ontology annotation, cellular component: cytoplasm.
UGGGAAGCGGGAUAACAAGCCCCGCAGACCGCAGCACCUGACGCCAGGACUCACCCCAUCCCGCAGAGAGGCGCCGGCCCCUUUAAAACCGCAGAGACCCCUCCCUCCGGCCCUCCUCUCCUCCCCCCACCCCUCCCCUGGCCCGCCAAUCAGCGGCCGCCACGCAGCCGGGGCCAGCGGCAGCCAAUUAGCGAGCCGCUUAGUGAGCGGCAGGGAGGAGAGGCCGCAAGAUGGAGGCAGCGGGAGAGGAUGUGGCGCCUGCCGAGGGGUUGCGGGCUCCGGCCGCCUUGGUGGCUCCGCUGCAGCCGGAGGUGGCUGCCGCGGUGCUGCCGGAGCGGCUGCAGCGGCGGGAAGUGGAGCGGCAGCAGGGCGUGGAGCGGCAGCGGCAGAAGAAGGAGGCGCAGGUGGUGAAGGAGGAGCAGAGCGAGUUCUUCGUCGCCGCCUUCGCCCGGGAGCGGGAGGCCGUGGAGGCGCUGCUGGCGGCGGCGGCCGCCGCUGAGCAGCUGGAAGAGGCGGCCGCCCGCGUGCAAGGGCUGCAGAAGCUGCUGACCGAGAGCGUGCGCUUCCUGGCGGCCUACGAGGUGCGGCAGGGGCAGGAGGCCCUGGCCCGGCUCCAGGGGGCCCUAGCGGCCAGGCGCCAGGAGCUGCAGCCCAAGAAGAAAUUCGCCUUCCGCACCCUCAAGAAGGAAGUGGCUCCGGGCAGCGAGCAGCGCCCCGCGGAGCCUGCCCAGCCUCCAGCCGCCGCGCCGGCCCCCGGCCACGGCUCCGCAGAGGGGGACUCGGACGGCUCCCCGCUGUGCGGGUUCAGCCGGGCCGAGAGUGAGGAGCUGGAGCUCGGCCCCGCUGAGCUGCUGCAGCGCGAUGUGGUGCUUUCCGAGCUGCGCGGCUGCCGGGUGCGGCUCCGCGGCAAUGCCAACACGCUGCGGGUGCGGGACUGCCGGGGCUGCACCGUGCUCUGCGGGCCCGUUUCCACCUCCGUGCUGGUGGAUGGCUGCAGCGACUGCCUCCUGGUGCUGGCCUGCCAGCAGCUCCGCACCCAUCGCACUCGAGACAGUCGGUUCUACGUGCAGGUGACUAGCCGUGCCGUGAUCGAAGACUGCACUAAGGUCUCUUUCGCCCCUUACUCCUGGAGCUACCCUGGUAUCGAGAAGGAUUUCGAGUCUUCUGGGCUGGACAGGAGCAGGAACAACUGGAACAUAGUGGAUGACUUUAACUGGCUGGCGAAGGACAAGCCUUCACCCAACUGGAGCCUGAUUCCUGAGCUGGAAAGGAUCACCUACUGGGACUGACUGCAGAGGCAGCUUGGUGCUGAUUGAGAAUUGAUGACUAGAAUGAUGAUAUGAUGGAGACCCUCAUACAUCUCAUCCAGGCAAAGCUACUCAGAAGUGAAGUAUUUGUGACGGAGGACACUACGCUGUUAGAGGAAGCUGCAAGUUGCUGGGCAACUGAAUUUUCCUGAAGCUUGUACCUGAGAAAUAAUCACAGGUAAGAUCGGGCAGUGUUCGCGAAGUGGUUGGUUUCAGGAGUUGGGCCUGGCUGGCUCUCAGUCUUUCCCAGUUCAAGGAGACCUGGAGUGCUGGUCUGGUCAGAGCUGCUUUGCGUCCCUGCUAAUCACAGCUUCGAGAAAGGAGAGCAGCCUAUGUACUCUUUCUUCCCUUGGAACAAGAAGCAAUGCUAACAUGAAGAAAAUUGCCUGACAACAUCAUCUAGGUCAGGAGUUAGAAUUGUUUUUCCUUUAUGUCUAACCUGCUAGGG